Messenger RNA from Megalobrama amblycephala (Wuchang bream), 2886 nucleotides. It is a transcript of the gene mtm1, whose product is annotated as myotubularin 1. The record is from RefSeq and is a predicted model, not a curated record. Gene Ontology annotation, molecular function: phosphatidylinositol-3,5-bisphosphate 3-phosphatase activity. Gene Ontology annotation, biological process: dephosphorylation; negative regulation of autophagosome assembly; muscle cell cellular homeostasis. The coding region runs from base 245 to 2140 and encodes 631 amino acids. Gene Ontology annotation, cellular component: plasma membrane. Lineage: Eukaryota; Metazoa; Chordata; Actinopteri; Cypriniformes; Xenocyprididae. The transcript is spliced from 16 exons.
UUUUCGGCGCGGGUCUGGUCUGUAUUUAGGGCUGCUUGGGGCGGACUCCGGGGUAAAUGUAGCACUUGAGAGCGGUCGUAGAGAUAGGCCCGAGCUAUUUCCUGGUCACAGUCCUGUGUUGGAAUACAUUCACACUGGAAGUGCUCAUUCGGAAGCGCUAGAAGUUAUAAAAGUGGACUUUUUAGACACCAGCGAACCUUGUUUCGAUGUGUAUGUCCUUAUCUUUCAUUGUUUGACGCUAUGAAUGGAAGUGGUAGCGGUGGAAGAAGCAAACCCAGUGAUGGCCUCGGCUCCUAUAGCACCUUACAACUCCAGUCCUCUGGGGAACAGCUCCAGCCAAAACGCGUCCAGAGAGAGCCUGAAGAUGGAGCCGCUGGCAGAUGUUGCCGUGCUGCCGGGAGAAGAGCGAGUGAUUGAUAAAGACAUCAUCUAUAUCUGCCCCUUUAAUGCUGCAGUCAAAGGAAAGGUGUCCAUCACCAACUACAGACUCUACUUCAAGAACACUGACUCAGAGACACCAGUUACCCUGAACGUGCCCUUAGGUGUCAUAAGCCGCGUAGAGAAGAUGGGCGGAGCCACCAGUCGAGGAGAGAACUCCUAUGGGUUAGAAAUCACCUGCAAGGACAUGAGGAACCUGCGAUUUGCUCUGAAGCAAGAAGGCCACAGUCGAAGAGACAUCUUUGAGAUUCUUUUCAAAUAUGCUUUCCCACUGUCUCAUGGAAUGCUCUUUGCCUUUCUGAGUCAGGAAAAGUAUGAGGAGAAUGGCUGGAACGUGUAUGAGCCAAUGGAAGAGUACAGGAGGCAGGGUCUACCCAAUAGUGAGUGGAGGGUCACUUUCAUCAAUAAGAACUACGAGCUGUGUGACACUUAUCCCACAAUUCUUGUUGUUCCAUACAAGGCCACAGAGGAAGAUCUUAGAAGAGUCUCUACCUUCCGCUCCCGCUGCCGCAUUCCGGUGUUGUCGUGGUUCCAUAAAGAGAACCAUGCUGUGAUCAUGCGGUGUAGCCAGCCUUUGGUCGGCAUGAGCGGCAAGCGCAACAAAGACGAUGAACGUUAUUUGGACCUCAUCCGUGAGGCCAAUGGCACUAUCAAACUCACCAUCUAUGACGCCAGGCCUAACGUCAACGCUGUGGCAAACAAGGUAUGGGCUGGUUACUGUUUUCCAGUCAGACUUGGACUCUUGGCCACGGGUGGGGGUUACGAGGGCGACGAUGCAUAUCAGAACGCUGAGUUGGUCUUUCUAGACAUCCAUAAUAUCCAUGUCAUGAGAGAGUCACUGAAGAAGCUAAAGGACAUUGUCUACCCCAAUGUGGAGGAGUCACACUGGCUCUCCAGCCUGGAGUCCACCCACUGGCUAGAGCAUAUUAAGUUGGUGUUAUCAGGGGCCAUCCAAGUGGCUGAUAAGGUGUCUUCUGGGAGCUCUGUGGUGGUGCACUGCAGUGAUGGCUGGGACCGCACAGCUCAGCUCACCUCUUUGGCCAUGCUGAUGCUGGACUCUUACUACAGGACUCUCAGGGGCUUCCAGGUGCUGCUGGAGAAGGAAUGGAUCAGCUUCGGACACAAGUUCGCCUCAAGAAUCGGCCAUGGAGACAAAAACCAUGCAGAUCAGGACAGAUCACCUAUCUUUCUACAAUUCAUUGACUGCGUGUGGCAAAUGACUAAACAGUUCCCAACAGCGUUUGAGUUUAAUGAACGUCUCCUGGUAGUAAUCUUGGAUCACCUGUACAGCUGCCGCUUUGGCACUUUCCUCUACAACUGUGAGAGUGCCCGUGAAAGCAAUAAUGUUCGGAUGAAGACGGUGUCUCUGUGGUCUUUGAUCAACAGUGACACAUCCUUGUAUAUAAACCCCUUCUACACACCAGAGUCAAGUCGUGUGCUUUACCCUGUAGCCAGCAUGCGCCACCUAGAGCUAUGGGUGACUUAUUACAUCCGGUGGAACCCUCGCAUACAACACCAGCAACAGAGUCCAGUGGAGCAGCGCUACAAGGAGCUACUGGCGUUGAGGGAUCAGUACCUGAAGAAACUGGAGGAGCUACAGCUCUCAGACUCCGCCCCAUCCUCUACUCACUUGACAAACAGCUCCACCCCCAAUGCUGCCACGGCCAAUCAGCACAUCACACACUUACAGACACCGUUUUGAUCACACUCGCAAACUGUUACAGACAUUGGACAUUUGUAUAUAGCAAUAGUGAUAAUUACGGUAACACGAUUAGUAGUGAUGUCGACGAUAACGAGUAACAAACCAAUUAUGCAAUAAACCACAGUACGGCCUUCAUUGCGCAAAAAAAAAAAAAAAAGUUAAGCGAAAAGAGAAGCCUUAAAGUGACAGUGCUGUUUUUUCGUGCCGCACACCAUGGACGAAAGGGAGUCAAAUAGUGCGUGUGUGUAUGCCAGAAAACACUGUUUGGAAUGGUCAAGCGAUUGAAAAGCGAUCGAGUCGGACGGACGCAUGUGAUUUAUGUGUUGCGUUAUGUGUGUUAUUAGUGUCUAGAUCUGAGUGGAGAACAUUUUUGAAUGUUGAGCACUGGUAAGAUUCUGUUUAAAAGGUAUUCAAAGAGAGCUGGUCUAGUUUACGGAGUUGUAAACUUUAGUCUACAUUAUGUCCAGUCAAUGUGGUAUCAAGCAGGGUCUUUAACCUUUGGUAGAGCAAUCAUUUCAUUAGUCAGUAUGCUCGGUUUAACCGCUUAACUCAAAUGGCUGAUCUCAUAAGGUAAAGGAAGCAAAUAUGUUGUCUAAAUGUCGUACUUUUUUCUCCUAGAAUGUCAUUCGCUGCUCAGGUGAGUGUACUGAAUGGAAGGAAAAUGUUCUGAAGUGAUUAACAUUAGUUUGUUGAACAGAACCAGGGUUUUUUAAGUGAGCGACACAGAUACCGUUUUGGUGCCUUUA